AUGUUUAUGCUCAGACUGGUCGCUAGUUUCUUAUUCUUCCUAUUUUCUUACUGUAAAGAUACUGUAAUUGAGGCGGAUAAUGCUAUAAUAUUGGUCCCUCAUGGAGAAGAUCCACAGAGUUCAAAAAACAGGCUUAUUAUCCCUCAAGGUAACCUAGAUUGUGCUGCCAAUGUACGGGAUUUUUAGUAAAAGAAGGACCGCAACCACCGCUACCUUGCAUUGUUGCUGACAGCGGUACACAUGAACAUGGUCAAACGUUCACUAAAGGGAACUUUCAUUAUUCUUGUAAAAAUGGAACCGCUGAAGUCAUCGGUAAGACUGUUUUACACGAUUACUUUAUUAGAAUAAGUGUGAGCAACGUUCUUGCAGCUUGUGUUAGCGACGACAUGUCUGUCAUUCAAAUUGGCCGAACGUUCUUGAAGAAUGGUAUAAGACAUAAGUGUAAUGUGAAUGGGGAGACUGUAACAUACGAACAAAGUAAGAUCAAACUCUAACUGUACAAUGUAAUAAUUUAGAAUCCACCUGUUUUGAAAACGGUAUCCAUUACGACGUUGGGGAAAGCUAUAGAAACGGAUCUUUUAAAUUGAUUUGUAAAGAUGGUGGUGUCGCAAUAAGUGGUAUGUAUAACUUAGGAUAAUGGGUCGAAAAUCAUUCCAGGAUGUUACGUGCAAAACCGGACCGAUGACGUGAUUUUUCUUGGUGAAUCUAGAAUUAUAGGGAAACAUAAACAUAACUGUGAGCUUAUGGACGGAGGGAAGAUAAGGUAUACCAUAAACUGUAAGUGAAAUAUCAUUUCUUCUGAUUUAACGUAAUCAAGUGCUCGGCUGUCGGAAAGGAGAUGAGGUCUAUAGUGAAGGUCAAAUCUGGACCGAGAAACAUGUGAGAUAUCAAUGUGGAGAUCAAGGGCAAACAAAAGUAAUCGGUAGGAAUUCAACAGAACUUUAAAUGAUGGCAAUACUUUAUGUAACCUACUAUUUUUAGGUUGUUCUGAUGAUGAGAAUGAACUGUUUGUGGAGUUAGGACGCGAUGUUUUGAUGAACGGGGUUGUCCAUCGAUGCUACAAAAUAAACAACACUACAUUUUAUCACCGGUAGGGAAAGUAAGACGGAUUCAGUUGUCGAUUCAGAUUCGAAUGCCCUGAUAUGUCUUUACAAGAAUGUGUGGAGAAUGCGCCGACUCCGAAACGAGUGAGAUCGGUCGUGGAGAGGAUUACUGUAUAA
Molecule: messenger RNA, 1220 nt
Organism: Bursaphelenchus xylophilus (pine wood nematode)
Lineage: Eukaryota; Metazoa; Nematoda; Chromadorea; Rhabditida; Aphelenchoididae
Source: the annotation of a GenBank genome assembly